This is a messenger RNA of Iphiclides podalirius (scarce swallowtail), 270 nucleotides long. The record is from the annotation of a GenBank genome assembly. Lineage: Eukaryota; Metazoa; Arthropoda; Insecta; Lepidoptera; Papilionidae.
AUGCCUUUACGUGCCAUGGUGGGGAAAAAUCGGUAUGUAGUCCAAGGUUAUAGUACGGUGCGUUCCGCGGCGGUGGUGGUGGCGGCGGCAGCGACGGAGUGCGGGAAUGCGGCGGCCGACCGCCCGAGCCGCAGUGUGACGCGGCCCGCUAACCGCCCGCCCCGUGCCGCCCAACGCGACGCUUCAAACCAAAGCGACAUCCCAUUAACACGUUCCGUACCGACUGACGAUAACCUAUCAUGUGUCCUACCGACACAUCCGAAGUGCCUU